GUUUCUGACACAGAAGACAAAACCCGCCGGAGGAGGACUAUGAAUGGCAAAAGCACCAAGGAGGCCGAGGGAGAGCAAAAAGGAGGCGGUGUGCCUUUGUAGUCGGGGAGGAAUGCGGAAAUGUCCCCGCUCCGUGUCAAACCUCUCUGAAGGGGGUCAGGCCAACAUUCAGCCGGCGUGGGAAAAGCAAGGCAGAGACGGAGCUCCCACGGGCGAGCGCGGCUGAAGUUGCACAGCCCCAUCCGCGGAUAUAUGCGAGGGGAGAGAGAGGGAGAGAGAGGGGAGAAAGAAAAAAAAAACACAGAAGACGAAAGAAAAGGAGCAAAUCCGAAGAGGAGCGUGGUUUUGGAGGGUUAUAUCAAGCGUUUUGCCUUUGUCCUAUGACUCCCCCACUGAGCAAUCUCGCACAGCCCCUCCACCUCCGCCACCUCUCCUCCACACCAGGCGCAACGAGAGCGUGAGCGCACCCUCCUCCUCCUCCUCCUCCUCCUCCUCCUCCUCCUCCCCCCCUUGUUCGAGAGCCUCUGCCCGGGCUGGUGCAGUCUGAGGGAUGGGGGGUUAGAGCCUGCACCGUCAACUACCUGUGUGGCCCCCGCAUGGAGGACGGUGGACAGGGAUGCGUUUUUUGACGGAGGAGUUUGAUCCGACACGCGAAUGCCUCCUCAGCAUUUUCUCGGGCAUGCCGACGUUACGACAUUUUACUGACAACACAAAACAAGGCAUCGCAUGUGCCAACUUUAUUCUGUGAAUAUGUCUUUGUGAGAAGCGCUGGCUCGCCACCCUCGCCGGGAUUCCCCGCAAUAUUUUCAACAAGAGACGAGGAGGGGGGAAGAAAAAAAAAAUCUGCAAAAAUGGACAAAGAAAGUAUUAGUGCUCAAUAUGAGCAAGUGGCCGAGAUUGGAGAAGGCGCCUAUGGAAAAGUGUUCAAGGCCAGGGAUUUGAAGAACGGGGGGCGAUUUGUAGCCUUGAAGAGAGUUCGGGUCCUGACGGAGGAAGAAGGGAUGCCUCUCUCCACCAUCCGCGAGGUGGCGGUACUGAGGCAACUUGAGGCCUUUGAGCACCCCAAUGUCGUCAGGUUAUUCGAUGUGUGUACAGUGUCUCGAACUGACCGAGAGACCAAACUCACUCUGGUCUUUGAGCAUGUUGAUCAGGACCUGACAACUUACCUGGAGAAGGCUCCCGACCCUGGGGUACCACCUGAAACCAUCAAGGAUAUGAUGUACCAGCUGCUCCAGGGACUGGACUUCCUGCACUCACACCGCGUGGUUCACCGUGACCUGAAGCCCCAAAACAUCCUGGUCACCAGCGGAGGACAGAUCAAGUUAGCUGACUUUGGGCUCGCUCGCAUCUACAGCUUCCAGAUGGCGCUCACAUCUGUGGUGGUGACGCUGUGGUACAGGGCCCCAGAAGUGCUGCUCCAGUCCAGCUACGCCACUCCGGUGGACUUGUGGAGCGUGGGCUGCAUCUUUGCGGAGAUGUUCAGGAGAAGGCCGCUGUUUCGAGGAAACUCUGAUGUUGAUCAGCUGGGAAAGAUUUUUGACGUUGUUGGCGUACCGUCAGCGGAGGACUGGCCCCAGGAGGUGGCCCUGCCACAGAGUGCCUUCAUGCCGCGGCCCCCGAAACCCAUAGAAGACUUGGUUCCAGACAUGGACGAGCAAGGACGGGCCCUGUUGAUGCAAUUCCUCGCCUUCAACCCCUCCAGGAGGAUAUCGGCGUUCGCUGCUCUGAGUCAUCCCUACUUCCAAAGCGUGGACAGCCACAGCAGGAGUCUGUACGCGGUCCAGCCCAUCCCCAGCAACAGGCCCGCCAUCGGGGAGAGGACCGCCUGACGGCCCUCCACCUUCCCUCACACGGCGCCUCUUUAGUAUUCUCCAGUACAUCUCCAUUUUGUUGUUUAGACAACAUUAAAUACAUUUUAGCCUUUUUGACACUGAUUAUCAGAAAAGUUUCCAAAUUAAAGAUAAAGCUGCAUAAAUCAAGCUGGACCGCUCAGUAACUGGGUACUGGUCCCCUGCUUGAAUCUGGAUUGGCCUGAGAGAUAAACACAGUUCAACGUUGUCCUGCUUGGAUAAUCCCCCCCCAAUAUGUCAGUAAGGCUUCCUGUGGGAUUGUGUCGGGGAGAUUUUACUCCCUAUGCUCUUGAAUCCUACGGGGCCUGCUAAAACGACAUUCUGCCAGCGUCUAUCUUUGCAAAACUGUCUGUUUCUUGAACGUGUUGCCUUCUUCACCUAAAAGCCUUGCUCCUGAUGACCUCCCGAUUUUCACGCUUACGUUUGGAGAUAUUGUAUCAACAACCCUGUUUCAGACAUGAGAAAUUAACGUUACAGCCGUCAUCAGUCCGCCGAAGCUACGGUAUUCAGUUACUCGUAGAUGCCAUUGAUUCCAGAGUCGACAAUAAAUCCAGUGUAACGUCGUGUUUGUAAUUACAACAUGAUAACAGCAUAUUUGUUAUCAACGUGAGAAAAAUGCAGUGUUUUUUUCUCUCUUUUUGUUUCACUUGUGGACAAGCAAGAGCUGCGUCUAGGUGCUGUCGGUUAUUAACUUUAGCAAAACCGUAAAGAAUCCAGGUUUGGACAGCUCUUGAUAUCUUUGUCCGAUUCCUCUGAAUGUCUAAUCAGGAGCAAAAUUGCCGGUCUGUCCAUUAACUGGAGCAGUUCAGACUUUUGCCAUUUUCAAAGCGAUACGAACAUGUUUCUAAGCUUGACCUAGAGAUACUAUUGCUGCAAAAUGUUAGCGUCCGUGUCAGGGGGUCAUUCAGACAUCAUGCCGACACCUUUGGUAGCCAUCAGAUUAAAAGAAAGCAGUAUAUUUCUCAGAACAGCUUUUGUGACAAGGUGUAGUAUUUUUGUAAUUUAAAUGCAUUUUUUUUAGAUGUUUUCUCUUCGAUGAGAAAUACAGUAUAUUUUUCUGAUAAUCAGUUUAAAAAAAAAAAAGAAAAAAAAAGCUUGAUCGUUUAUUUUUAUGCUGUAUAUGAACUCCAAACAUUCAGUGCACGUAAGGGAAGAAAACUCCUUUAUGAUCAAUGCACAAAGCUCCGGAAACCUCUCAGAAAAAGAGACAGCAGAGAUGGUUUGAGGAUGGAUCGCCACCCCUUAACCAUGCACAGAGGCUAUCUUCCUUAAGCGAACGGAUGGACUGUAAUUGCUGCUUUUAUGUUGUAAAAUGUUGGUAGAUGUGAAACAAUGCAACGAGAUCUACAUCUUGGAUUGACUGUCAAGGCAAUGAGGCUGAAGCUUCCUAUGGAUCAGGAUUGAGGCUUGUAAGAGACCUCUUGACUUUGUUGCCUGGACAGAAGGCCAGACAGGACGUGGAUCUCACCUGCCUGCAUGGUCACUGUGGCAGUGUGCAUUGAGAAGAUGAACUGCAGAAACACACUCACAGACUUAAAGCAUUUACCUUGUCCACUGAUGGUGCCAGAAGCUUGCUCAUGUACCCAUGGACUAACUGAAAUGUAAUAAGGAAUGUCAAGCCAGCCACUCCGCCAUGUCAUCAUUCCAGGUUUACUUAUUAUAUUGCUGCCCCCUGGUGGAUAUCCGUAGUAACUGCAGACCAACCAGUAGCGGGAUUCUAAUGGUUGCUGCUCUCCUCAACUGGUUAUAAUGGGCUGAUAUCAGAGCUGAGACAAUGAUGGGAAGAAACAAAACAAAACAAAAACAACUAACAAAUAAUCCUGCCACUUACUUUGACUUUUGAAUCACUCUUAGUCUGCUAUCAUGGGCUUUUAUAAAAAUGCUGUUAUUACAAUGUGGAUGACGCCGCAAUGGAUCGCCUUGCAAUAAGUCCUUCCAGCACUAUUCAUCAGCAAAACAUUAGUCAGAGUUCUGAUGCCCAUAUCUUGUAUUUAAUUUUAAUUUUAUUGACAAGUCUUACAUACUUGUUACUCGUUACUGAAGCAUGUGAUAUUCUUACAUUAAGUACACCAACUCUGUAGAUGAUCAUAGUUAGUGUAUGUGAGGAAUGUAUAAAGGUUUGGCCUUGGUACUGUACAGUGUAUUGAGCUAGCUGUAAUGAGACACAUUUUUGAUAAGUACAUUGUCAGCACAUAGACGCGUCAUAAAAGUGGGUAGACGUAGAGUAGUGAAGGUCAGUGGCAUGUUGUACAGCAGGAUUAUUUUGUCUUUUGAAGAUGCCGGUGGGUCACGAAUGGCUACAAAUUUUACAAUAGAUUUGAUCAUGAAAUGACACAAAUAUUUAGUGUCCAAGUUUGGCUUUAUUUUGCCUACGAGUUGUUAUAUUGCAGUCUUUUUUUUUUUUUCUUAAACCACCAAGGAAAAGCAAGUGAUGCAGAGUUGUAUUUUUGUACGUUGAAGUUCUUGCAGAACAGUAACAUUUUAACACUGGUUUAUGUUUUAUUAACAGGUAGAACUGUUAGCACACACACACGAACACAGACUCAUUCUCCAACUUUCUCAGGUUUUUGUUCUGGACGUCCAAACCUCUUGGGCACAGUUUGCACAUCUUCGGGCUACUAAAUGACCACAGUACAACUUCUUCAGGUUUUCUUUCAAGCUGUCUCACAUAGUAUUUUUUUUCUUUUUUGCUCAUUGUUUACUGUCAUAAUUAUUUAUCAAAUAUAUGUUACUGUAGACAUUACUGUUCGAAGAUAACUGCCUGUAUGGACUGUUAUUGCCAGUAGUUUUCAAUUGCUGCAAGGCAGACACAACAGAAAUACAUGUGUAAUUAUCUGCUUAACUAAACACUGUGUGAAUUUUAUACCCAAUAAUGAUAAUUCUGGGUUAAGUGCUGCAUAAAAAAAGAAAAGGAAAAAAAAUGCAAUGAACGCUACAAAUACUUUAGAAAUAGUAGUUUACAAUGAAAAUAACUGCUUUUGUCACAUUACAGUUAAUGCGAUCAUUAUUCCUAUCCCAUUUAACCAGUUUUAACCACAUUUCAGUCUCAUAACAUCUGUUUAACUUUUAGUUGUUUUACUGUUUUGAAACCAGCAUAGCUUCAUAUAUAAUUCAGAUUGACAUACUUAUGUGUGGAUGUGUUCCUCUUAUUGUACCACCUGAAUAAAAAGGAACUUUUUAUGAA
Cololabis saira (Pacific saury) is the source of this 5034-nucleotide messenger RNA. It is a transcript of the gene cdk6, whose product is annotated as cyclin dependent kinase 6. Gene Ontology annotation, biological process: regulation of G2/M transition of mitotic cell cycle; regulation of gene expression; signal transduction. Gene Ontology annotation, cellular component: nucleus; cytoplasm; cyclin-dependent protein kinase holoenzyme complex. NCBI's taxonomy places the organism in Eukaryota, Metazoa, Chordata, Actinopteri, Beloniformes, Belonidae. Bases 852 to 1829 code for a protein of 325 amino acids. Gene Ontology annotation, molecular function: cyclin-dependent protein serine/threonine kinase activity; ATP binding; cyclin binding. The record is from RefSeq and is a predicted model, not a curated record. The transcript has 8 exons.